Messenger RNA from Closterium sp. Yama58-4, 2424 nucleotides. Lineage: Eukaryota; Viridiplantae; Streptophyta; Zygnematophyceae; Desmidiales; Closteriaceae. The record is from the annotation of a GenBank genome assembly.
AUGAAUCCGCGGCACGGAAGCGGGCUGAUAGCGGCGUACCUCCCGGCACAGGCAUGCAGCAGGGUGAAAUUCCACACUGAGCAUCUGUCUCCCUUCGUGCAAGCGCAACCAUCGACGGCGCACCUGGUGGUGGUGGGGGAUUUAAAUAUUAUCGCAGACCCGGAUCUGGACAAGUCGUCAGGAAUAGGGUCAGGGAAGGAGAACCAGAGGUUCAUCAGCUUAUGGCCGGCACAUGAUCUCCGCGACGCUUUCAGAGCGCUGCAUCCCACAGAGAAACAGUACACUUUCAGGGUCAAGGCGACGCAGGCGAAGUCCCGCAUCGAUAGAGCUCUGGUUUCGACGUCGCUGCUCGGCAAUCUGCUGGAGGCGAGCCAUGCAGAGGUCCCGAGGAAACUGACGGAUCACUGGUUCGCAAUUCGCCUGGCUCUGCGCAUUGUCUCAUCGCAAGAGCAUGGCCCUGGCCUCUGGAGGUUUCAGGCAACGCGGAAGGACAAUAAGGGGGUGCGGAAGGUGAUUGAGAAGGCGGUCAGGGCACCGAUGUCAGACAGCCGUCAUCCGUUGGAGCAGGUGAUCUCGCGACUCACGAUGGGCCUACGAGCGCACGAGAAAGAGGAACAGGCAACUGUUAGCCAGGGAGGAGCAGUUGGAGGCAUACCGCGAAAGCGACAGGGAGAGACUGGAGGUUUUGCGGGACUUACGGCGGAGCUGCAAGGGGAGGUUCCGUCGCCUUACCUAUCGGCCAAGGUGAAGACGAGGAAGGAGCGGACAGUUAUUAACGAGGUGGUAUUCAAGGGGCAACGGUUCAAAGGGUCGAAGGAGGUACUCAAAGCGGCGUCGGCUCACUUUGCGGAAGCUUUCAGCGAGGCUGACGGCGGAGCAGAGCUAAGGAGGCCUUUCACGGUGGACAGAGUGUUACCGGAUGAAGCUGUGAGGAGGCUGAAAGCCCCGUGGACGGAACCAGAGGUGAAAUCGGCUUUGGCGGGGUUGCCGCGCGGGAAAUCGCCAGUGCAGGAUGGCCUCCCUGCAGAGCUUUUCACGUCACACUGGGACCUGUUGGGGGGGGUUUUCAUGGAUUUCGUCCGGGGGUUCGAAACCACAGGGAAGCUGCCGGAGUCGGUCACUACGGCGGUCACAGUCCUGCUGCACAAAAAAGGGGAGAAGGACCAGCUGUCAAACUAUCGACCAAUCACGUUACUGAACACGGUGUACAAGGUGCUGGCAAAAGUUAUGGCGAAUAGGUUCAAGAAGGAACUUCACCAGAUCAUCUCGGCGGAGCAGCACGGUUUCAUCCCUGGACGGAGCCUGGCGGAUGCGGUGGCAGUAGUGGCGGACGCGAUCGAGGCAGCAGAUAACGAUGGCGAAGACUGGUAUCUCCUAAUGGUUGACUUCCAGAAAGCAUACGACACGGUGUCGCGCCCUUAUCUCUUUGAAACGCUAGAGAAGCUGGGGUUGCCUGCAGAUUUCAUUCGGUGGGUAGAGGGGCUACACCAUGGGUCAGGAACGAAGAUAGCGGUGAACGGAUGGAUCGGAGAAAAGGUAGACAUGCGAAGGGGUGUACGGCAAGGGUGUCCGCUGGCACCCUACCUUUUCCUAUGCGUGCUGGAACCGCUGUGCUCGGAGAUCAGGAAAAAAGGAUGUGGAGUCAAAGCGGAAGAGGGAGAAGAGGUGGCGUAUGUGGGGUAUGCAGAUGACACGUCGCUAAUUCUCCGCGGAGCUGAACAACUUCACUCGGCGGCGGAGGUGCUCGAGUGGUUCGGAGGGGUGUCAGGCCUGCACACCAACCGCGAGAAGUCAGUUGUGAUGCCGCUCGGGCGGAACAGGGGCAAAACAGCGCUUCCAGGGGUCAAUUUCAAAUGGGCAGCGGAUGGGAAACCGGAGCGCCUGCUCGGGGUCUGGGUCAUGCCGGAUGGUGAUGCGGCACCGUCCUGGGAGAAGGCGUGGGAAAGAGGGAAAAAGGAGUUAGUCAAGUGGGAAAAUCAGCAUCUGCUUACAGCUGCGAGAGUCACGGUCAUAAACAACUACAUCAUGCCGAUUUUCCUCUUCCAGGCGCAGAUAUAUCCGCCACCGGAGGAGCUGUGGGCCAAAAUCAAGAAGACCUGCGACAAUUAUGUGUCCAAAGGCCAAGCCACGGCAGACAAGCUGUUUGUCCUCUGGAGCGGCGAGUUGGCAAGGCUGCCGAAGAAAGAGGGAGGCCUGGGGCUGGUGGAUCCGAAGGCGCGGUUGGACAGUCUGGCGAUCCGGAUGGUGGGGAAGCUGUUGACGGAGAAAAACAUUACGAAGAAAUGGUUGGCGGAAAAAAGCAGCUUCACUGCCGCAAGGAGUGGGUACCCUGUACGCACACAAGUCAGCAGGCAAACACUGGGAGAAGGGGAGUCAGAGGUGGAAAGCGGUAGUAGAGGUUUUCUGGGACUCACCCUUUGCUGA